This is a messenger RNA of Hordeum vulgare subsp. vulgare (domesticated barley), 408 nucleotides long. Its product is annotated as nuclear transcription factor Y subunit B-4-like. The record is from RefSeq and is a predicted model, not a curated record. Bases 4 to 408 code for a protein of 134 amino acids. Gene Ontology annotation, molecular function: protein heterodimerization activity; RNA polymerase II cis-regulatory region sequence-specific DNA binding; DNA-binding transcription activator activity, RNA polymerase II-specific. Gene Ontology annotation, biological process: regulation of transcription by RNA polymerase II. The transcript is spliced from 3 exons. Gene Ontology annotation, cellular component: nucleus; CCAAT-binding factor complex. NCBI's taxonomy places the organism in Eukaryota, Viridiplantae, Streptophyta, Magnoliopsida, Poales, Poaceae.
GCGAUGUCGGAGGCGGUGGGCACGCCGGAGAGCGGCGGCGGGGGCGGGGUCAAGGAGCAGGAGCGGUUCCUGCCGAUCGCCAACAUCGGGCGCAUCAUGCAGCGCGGCGUGCCGGAGAAGGGCAAGAUCGCCAAGGACACCAAGGAGACCAUCCAGGAGUGCGUCUCUGAGUUCAUCAGCUUCAUCACCAGCGAGGCCAGCGACAAGUGCAUGAAGGAGAACCGCAAGACCAUCAACGACAACGACCUGAUCUGGUCCAUGGGCACCCUCGGUUUCGAGGACUAUGUCGAGCCCCUCAAGGUCUAUCUCAAGCUCUACCGGGAGAAAGUAAAACGCAUGCCAUCCAGAGCUGCCAGUGGUAACUCCGUACUUGCUAGUUCCAUCAACACUGUACGAGGCCUUCUCUGA